Molecule: messenger RNA, 2053 nt
Organism: Petromyzon marinus (sea lamprey)
Lineage: Eukaryota; Metazoa; Chordata; Hyperoartia; Petromyzontiformes; Petromyzontidae
Gene: DNALI1
Product: dynein axonemal light intermediate chain 1
Cellular component (GO): axoneme; ciliary base
Molecular function (GO): dynein heavy chain binding
Source: RefSeq, a predicted model, not a curated record
CGUCACCUAGCAACGUCUCCAUGGCAACGACGCGUCGCCCACGCAUAGGCCGCGACUCCGGGCGGAGUGAGAGAGCACACGGCAACUUGAGGACAUUACGCAGUUUUUUUUAAAUUUAAUUUUAUUGGUAAGGAGAACAAGAACGAGAACGGACGAAAGAAUGAUUCCUCCGGCAGACUCACUCGUCAAAUACGACAACCCGCUGCUGGUGUCGAGAAACACCGAGAAAAAGACGCCGAGGGCUCAUCCGAAUAAAGUCAAUCCACAGCAACCAAUAAAUACCGGACCCGUUCCAAGCCCACCCAAGGGAAAAUCUCCUGCUGCGGACUCAAGCAGAGACCAGACUGAUGAAAUAUUGAAUGCAAUCCUUCCUCCAAGGGAGAUCACGGAGGAUGGACAGCUGUGGGUACAGCAGGUGUCAAGCACGCCAGCCACCCGCCUCGACGUGGUAAAACUUCAGGAGCAGCUGGAUGUCCGCUUGCAGCAGCGACAAGCACGCGAGACCGGCAUUUGCCCUGUCCGCCGAGAGCUCUACUCGCAGUGUUUCGAUGAGCUGAUCCGGCAAGUGACCAUUAACUGUGCAGAGAGGGGGCUACUGCUAUUACGGGUGCGGGACGAGAUUCGUAUGACCAUCGCUGCCUUCCAGACACUGUACGAGAGCAGCGUGGCAUUUGGCAUGCGCAAAGCAUUGCAGGCUGAGCAGGGCAAAGCCGACAUGGAAAAGAAGAUCGCCGAGCUAGAGGAGGAAAAGCGCGAACUGGAACGCGCCGUGAAUGAGCAGAAGGCCAAGUGUGAGGCAAUCGAGAAGCGCGAGGCUGAGCGACGGCAGGUGGACGAGAAGAAGCAUGCGGAGGAAAUUCAGUUCCUCAAGCGCACGAACCAGCAGCUCAAGACGCAGCUUGAAGGAAUUGUCACACCCAAAAAGUGAAGUGAGGAAACGUCCUUCUUUCUUAGUAUUACAGUUUUUCUUACGGGAAACACAAUAUCUACACAUGCAAUCAUUCCAAAUGAAUUAUUCCUAAUACUUUGUAACAGAUUUCUUUGAUCAAAUAAAAAUAUCAACCAUCUUUCAAUUGUGUGACAGUACAUUUUCAUUUAAAAAAAACUCAUUAUGCUAAAGAGUAGUCGCAACAUACACAAAUUGUCCAUUGUGGGCUGUAUUUAUAGCAAAAUUCUAGAAACAAUAUAUUAUACUGAAUCUUUCUGAGGCAUAUUCCCACAGCUGUUUAGAAUUGGAUGGGUUCACAUUUGUCUGAGCCAAGUCAUGCAUUCUUUACUUUGUAGCAACACAUCUUCUUUAAGUUAUGAGUUGGAGACACGCUUCUUCCAUUUAAGUCAUAUUUUACAUGCCACACAGGCUGCUUAAAUGCAUCAUCAUCAAUAAUGCAUUAUCAUCACUGUUGUACAGUAGGCUCAAAUCAAAGGUAAUGCACUCCCCUCAAUCCAAGGUUGGACAGGUCAAAACCCAAGCAAGUGGCAUUAUACAGAGAACAUUGUGUCUUUGGACAUUGUUAAUUUGGAGUGGGUUCUAUUGUUUGUCAUCUGCUUUAAAAAAAAAAGUUAAUGAUAAAAUGACAACAUUUACAACAUCAUGAUGUUUUCAGAUAACAACCAUGGAGUUCAUAUUCUUUGGGUCUUUCGAUACUGAAAGACCCAAAUAAUAUGAAUUCCUGCAGUCACGAAAGCUUUAAGUCAAGAUUUAACCAUGGAGUUGUGUUAGUUAAAAUGUAUGGCAAUGUCAGUAUGAUAAUCAGUGACAUGUAGAGUGAUGCGUAUCAAUCUAGUUUUUAUAUUUCUCGACUUUCCAAAAAACAACGUAAUAUUUAGAUGCUUAUUUCAUAUUUAUAAUAAACCACUUUGCAACAGAGAAGUGAUAUUUUCUGUAGCUGUUUAAAAAAGCAACAGUUAUAUAAUGUAAUAAAUAGCAAGGAGUGGCAUUUGGAAGAGAGGACUUGCUUCAGUUAAAUGUAAUUUUGAACAAUUUAAUAUUUUGCACAUUUCAUAAGUUUUCGUUUGUACCAAGAAAGUUGUAAAAAUAAAAAAUGUUCAGCCA